GUGACUCGAGUCAACCUGGACCAAACACAACCAGUCUAUGUGUAUGGGAUACGAGAGAAGGUGUGUGUUCUUCAAAAUGUCGGGCGACAGCGCGCAAAUGUUCAACCCGGCCGACAAAGUGGCCAAAAUCUCGCACUGCUCCUCGAUGGAGCAGUACCGGAAGAUGCACGAGAAGUCGCUGAAAGACCCCGAGGGCUUCUGGAGCGAGAUCGCCAAGGAUUUCCACUUCGAGGAGAACGGCUUAGGACAGUUCCUCGACUACAACUUCGACGUCCGGAAGGGCAAGAUCUACACCAAGUGGAUGGCCGGAAGCAAGACCAAUAUCUCCUACAACUGCCUGGACCGCCAUGUGCUUGCUGGCAAGGGGGAUCAAGUGGCUUUUCAUUGGGAAGGGAAUGACCCAGCCGACGCCGAAAUCGUGACCUACAGUGACCUCAUGAAGGACGUGUGCCGCAUGUCCAAUGUCUUGAAGUCAAAAGGGGUCUCCAAGGGAGAUAGAGUGGCCAUCUAUAUGCCAAUGAUUAAGGAAUUGGUGGUCGCCAUGUUGGCCGUUGCACGAAUUGGAGCUGUACAUUCCAUUGUGUUUGGGGGGUACUCGGCUGGAAGUCUGGCUGACCGGAUGUUGGAUGCUGAAGCCUCUGCCCUCAUAACUACGGACGCUGUUUGGAGAGGAUCCAAGUUAAUUCCUCUGAAAGAAAUUGCUGAUGACGCCUUGAAGAUCUGCAGAGCAAAGAACACGAACAUCAAAGUAAAUAUUGUUGUGAAGCACAUCAGCCGCGUGACUGCUCCUCAGUCAGCUGCCAAUGGAGCGGCAAAUGGCAAUCCAGCAAAAAAGACUCACUUUGAUGACACGGGCAACUUCAAGGUUGGUUGGGAUGACAAGGUAGACGUUUGGUGGCAUGACGUGGUGAAAGAUGUCAGUAGUGAGUGCCCACCUGUGUGGAUGGAUGCGGAAGACCCACUUUUCAUGCUAUACACAAGUGGAAGUACGGGAAAACCAAAAGGGGUCCUACAUACAGUCGGUGGCUACAUGUUGUAUGCAGCUACAACCUUUAAGUAUAGUUUUGAUUAUCACCCUGGUGAUAUCUACUUCUGCACAGCUGAUAUUGGAUGGAUCACCGGUCACACAUAUGUUACAUAUGGCCCCUUGCUGAAUAAUGCAACUUCAGUAUUGUUUGAAGGUGUCCCUACUUACCCCCACUCAGGACGCUUUUGGGAAAUUAUUGAGAAAUACAAAGUAUCAAAAUUCUACACAGCUCCUACUGCUAUUAGAACUCUAAUGAAGUAUGGAGAUGAGCCUGUUAAAAAGUAUGACUUGUCAUCCCUAGCAGUGCUAGGAAGUGUAGGUGAACCCAUAAACCCUGAAGCUUGGCUGUGGUAUUACCGAGUGGUUGGCGACAGUAACGUUUCAAUCGUUGAUACUUUCUGGCAGACAGAAACUGGAGGUCAUGUCAUUACUCCCCUACCUGGUGCAACACCUGCCAAACCUGGUUCAGCUUGUUUCCCAUUCUUUGGAGUUGAUGUGGCACUCUUAGAUGAAGAAGGCAGAGAAAUCAAGGGAGAAGGAGAAGGUUAUUUAGUUUUCCGUCAGCCUUGGCCAGGCAUCAUGCGUACAGUGUAUGGCAACCAUGAGAGGUUUGAAACAACAUACUUCAAAAAGUUCCCUGGUUUCUACUGCACUGGUGAUGGCGCAAAACGUGAUAAAGAUGGCUACAUAUGGGUGACUGGAAGGAUAGAUGACAUGUUGAAUGUUUCUGGACAUCUCUUGUCAACAGCUCAAGUUGAAAGUUCUAUGGUCGAACAUGAACAUGUCGCAGAAGCUGCAGUUGUUGCCAGACCUCACAAUGUGAAAGGAGAGUGUCUUCACUGUUUUGUGACGCUGACACAAGGAGCUGAUUUUACUGACAAAUUGGUUUCAGAGCUUAAAGUUAAAGUACGCAGUACAAUUGGGCCAUUUGCAACGCCAGAUUAUAUACAACUUGCCCCUGGACUCCCUAAAACACGAUCGGGGAAAAUUAUGCGACGGGUGUUACGUAAAAUUGCAGCUGGUGAACGGGACUUUGGGGAUAUCUCUACAUUAGCCGAUCCAAGUGUUGUUGAAGUUUUAUUUGAACACAGGCCGAAUGACAAAUAAAUAUUUUAGCUGAUCUGGUAUGUAAGAUUGCAAGUUGACAUACCUUAUCUACAACUGCCUUUCUUUGGCAAAUUUUAUGUACUUAAUAUUUUUAUUUUAUCAAUGCAAGAAUAAAUCCCAUUGGUGUCAGACCAUGUGCUUGUGGUAGCAGCUAAUGAUAAAAAUGAGGAGGUUGUGUAAAUGAAUGUAGCCCAAAUCUGAUUUGUACCGUUGCAAAUAUUGUAAACUUUUGUCGGUUUUCAUUUUCAAGUUUUUAUUAAUAUAAUUUAUCCCUCAUUCAAUGAGUGAAAAUAGUUAUCUUCAAGACUAACUUGCCAUUUAUAUGUACGACACAUAUAGACUAAAUAAUGUAUUAUUGACUCUUGACAUUUGAAUGCAUGCUAGAUCUCCAAGUAUGGUCUGCUGGUUUAUAAAUAUUAGAAAUCAUUAUGGAGUGUUCUGUAUAUGUAUCAUAACUUUUGUAGAAUUAACUUAAGGGGUAAUUCAUGUUGCUUUGAAUUUCUCUAAGAAAGCAUAUACUGAAUUGAUAAUUAUGCAAAAUUAUAUUGAUAUAAAUGGUUACAUCUACAAACACCAGUAAAAAAGGAGACUUAAACUCUUAUUGAAAAAACUAAUUGUAGGACUGCAGUCACCUUGUUUGGUUUUAUUCAUGAAAAGAGAAAGAUGGAGGGCUUUGUAGCCAGGUACUGGCACUAGGUGAAGCACCAGCUAUAAAUCAUUAUUUGAAUUCUCACUCUGUAGGUGGCUAAAAGUAUCAGUUUAAUUAUUAGUAUUAUUAUUUGAAUUCCUCAGGCAGAAGAAUCUUGUGAUGUCAGGUGGCUAAAAGUAUCAGUUUAAUUAUUAGUAUUAUUAUUUGAAUUCCUCAGGCAGAAGAAUCUUGUGAUGUCAAGUACUUAAGAUUUUGCUUGAAGUUAUUUCAUUGUUAAUAGUCUUGACAUUCUUGAGAAUAAGGAGAAGGAUGUUUACUAGAUAUGUAAAGUGAAGUCUUUAAUUUAAAGACAAUAAUUUUAAAUAUUUUUGUACGAGUCAUUAUAUUUUUUAUUCAUUAAAUGAGGGAUGACCACAGUCAUAACCAUUCCCAUAAAUGAAAAAAGCAUUUAUAUUUAGCAUUAAGUUAUUUCAAGGAGAAUAAGUAUGAUGAAGACUUUAUCAUGUACAAUUGAAUAUUACAUAACAGUGCAUAUCAGAGGAGUGCUUUUUUCUGAGGUUGUAUGUAACACUGGAAUAAUUUUCAUGUUAGAAGUUCCCUAUCAUUGAUGUGGAUUGUGGUUUUGAAGGUAUAAGAACCGUCCACUAGUUGCAUGACCUCUGAAUCAAGGUUUGGUUACUUACUGCAAAAAGUAUCUUAUAGAAGACAAGGUAGAUAAGUUUUCUACAGCAACAUGGAUUUGUGUGCAGUAAGCUUUUAUCUGUGCCCUUGAAUGUGGUGAUACCAAAUACUCUUUAUUCAGAAAUUACAUGCGCAUCUUUUGGUUACCUUAAAUACUAGUCAUUUAAAGGAUAAAGCUCUGAUUAUUUUUCUAAAUCUGGUAGUAAAUAUAUUGACACUUUCCUGAAAUUAGGUCUUCCCUUUAAAUUAGGUUCUAAAUGAAUGAAAGCAAGGUACACUCUUUAAAACUAUAUCUCAAGAUUCCAUUAAUACGUAUUUUAGUUCUAAUGAUGAGAAACAUGUCCUUGUGACAUUUUAAUCAUUAUCAGAAUUGGGCAGAAGUAAAUAUUUUAACUCUUUGAAAAGGAGACCAUUUGAAGUUCAUGGUGCUUUAACUUCUCAGUCAUUUACAACUUUGCAGUAAAAAGCCAUAAAGGUUUGUAAAUCAAUAAGAUAAACAUUAUAAUAAUGAAAUACUUACUUUAAGACCUAUAUUUGAAAAAGGUAAUAACCCUUUAUUUUUUCUGUAAACUGACUUCAAAGUAAAUAUAUGAAUGAAAUUUUAUUUACUUUCAGAAUGCUAAUUAUUUGUAUCACACUUAAUUAAAUGCAUGUCUUUUUGUUUAUUCUGAAAUACAGACUAAGUAUAUAGGUACUCUAUAUAAACAUUGCAAAUGUUUUUAAGUCACAUUGAUUUAUUUAUUGCAAUAUGUUGUCUUUGAUAUUUAUGUAAUAGCUGGAGAGUUUUGGUCAAAUUUUGAACAGCUGGCAGAGGUAGGUCAGGCAUUUCUUUGUAGUUAUAUGCUUGAAAACUUAAUUUUUAAGUAAGAGUGUUAAUUCUAGUUUGUUUUGAAUAUUUGUAAAGAAAAUUAAUGUAUACUUCUAGAUAAUUAUCUUUGGGUAAACUCAAUGCCAUAAUGUUAUUUAACAAUAUUUUCAUUUACAAUGCUUUUCAUCAUUUGUUUAAGUAAGAAGUAAUGUAACAUGAAAGUGGAUUUUGAAUUUUUGAAUUAGACUUUUAGACAACCUUUUACUUGGUUGCCUGACAAUUGGAAGAAUUUUUCUCAUUUUAUUCUAAUAUUCUGACUGAAAUUUUUUAUAUUUAGCAUAAUUUAUGCACAAAUUCAUUAACUUGAAAGUAAUAUAUCCAUCAUAAAUGUAAUUUUUUGGUUAGCCCGCUAUGUUGAUCUUCCAACUCUUAGUCUGAUGAAAAUUUUUUUAAUGGUUUCCUCAACAAAGUACUUCUAAAAAAUGUUCAAUCAGUAUUUCAGAAUUACUCUAUAAACAUUGCGAAAGAUAAUUUUGAAGUUUAGUGAGAGAGGAACUUGUGAAGAAUGCCAAAGGAAGGGUGCUUUUCUGCUAGCGUUACGUAACCUCCCAGUAUUUUUCAGGAAUGUGUUCUAAUGGUAUUGUAAUUUAUUAUUAUUUUUUACUGGAACUGCAGAUAUAAACUACUGUAUUGAUUAUUUUACGGAAAAUCUCCAGUAUAAAGUUUUAUGGGAUAAAUUUAUACUGGGUUUGCGUCAUGGUACUUGACAACAUCGUGGUACUUGACAUAGUUUUGUUAUUUUUGGUAACGAGAAUUUGGAAUGUAUGUAUGUAUGUACAGUGUACUGUAUAGGAUUAAUCUGUUAAUGUUUGUUUCCAGUUGAAAUGUAUACAUGUUGUACAGUACUAAAGGAAAAUAAAUCUUUGUCUGCUGUAAUCAUACUGCUUGUACAGGUAAGCCUGUGGUCAGUGUACGUACAUUGUAUUUGACUGGCAAACCAGCUUUAGUGACUACCACACUUGACCAAGAUACUGCACAACUAAGACUUUCAAAAUACUGUAAACUUUCAAGUUAUAAAUGUUAGCUCGCCAAGAAAUGUAAAGUUGAAAAGGGAUGAGUAAUGUUUUUUUGUAAAGGUUUAAGAUACAGAAUUGUUGCGUGAAAAAUUUUGAAUAUUGUUUAAUAUUGUAAACAAAAGGCUGUAGUUAAAUUUGUACCUAUUGUUAUCUGUCAUUCAUUAUCUUUAACUUCUGUCUGCACGAAAAUUUUCUCAACUGUAUCUUGCCUUGUAAAAAGUUAAUUUCUAGUGCUUAUCAAUUUUUAGUUUAACUCUUAGAUUAAAUGGAACUGUACAUAAAAGUUUGUUCUGUAGGAGGAGUUUGUCCUUUUUAUUUUUUAUGCUGAAAGUUAUUUUAAUUACAAAAAUUCUGUAUAUUUUAUUAAAAAUCACACUGAUGUGUGGUCAAAUCAGUAAUGCAAUGAAAAGAUAAUUACAAUAAACAUAGAGGUACUCUUUAUGAACCACAGCAUAGUGACUGUCUUGUGAUCCACACACUUGAAGAAUCACUUUAGACUCUGUUUGUAUUUGAAGCACUCUCAGUCUGAAAGAAAAUAUUGUAAAAAUGUCCCGAUGUGACUUACUAAUCUUCAUUGUAAAGCCCACAAACUGGAAGUGCCUUUGUUACUGUGGAGUCCGUGAACCGGCAUGUUGUUGCUUUUUGUAACUACUUUGUAAAUGCACACUUAUUACAUAUCAUAUGUAAUGUGCAAGCGAAGCCCAUCAUGGGGCCAGUAUGCACAGAUUACAUUCUAUCCCAAAAAAACUUGACUAUUUACAAACAGAAAAAUGUCUUAAAACUCCACAGCAAACAGUGUCUAGGGUUUGACUCUGUCUUUUGCACCAGUGGUAGGAACUAUUGUAGGUAUGAAUUGUGAAAUUGUUAGUCAUAGAAAGUUUCGUUGAGGUUUCAAUAGUAAUUAAUUAUCUGUUUUGAUCUCAAAAUCACAAAUUACCAUUUAGUUUAUGUAUCAUUGCUGAAGGAUUCUGGUAAUCUUAAAUAACCAGUUUAAGAGAGUUAUUAGUUAAAUGUUCUAUAAUGAUUUUUAAAAUUUAAUCAGUAUCCAAGAACAACAAAGGUUCUUUAAAAAAAAAAUCCAGAUAAUUCCUUUAGAUGUAAUCCCUUGAAACCUAGCAAAGGUUUUUGUGUUGCACAGUUGAUACAUGUGGAAAGACUGCACAGUUUUAGAUGCGUAGGUCAUGCAAAAUAUAUUUAUGAUGUUCCAUUAGUUAAUCAUUUGAUUCUAAUAAACUUGCCAGUCAGGCCAAGAAUUUAGCAGAGUAACAGCAAGCCCUAUUCACACUUCCACUGCCAAGUAGAUUGCAAAAAAUUAGUUUUAUUUGUAAAGGAAAAAGAGGCAUCUACAUGUUUGUGGUUAAGCUUAAUUUUUUAUUUAUAACUUUUAUUGCAUUUUGGGAUGUCUUGAUGAAAGGAUCUUUUGCAAAGUAUUGGUUCUGAAAUUACAUUCCAAUUUCAUUAGCUUGAGAUUUAGAUGUUUUAAGUUGAAGGAUGUUUUGUUAUUCAAGGAUCUGAUGGGUAGGCUAAACAUUCUUUGUGGCACCUGUGACCAAAAGAAAAAUAAAAUAUCAAAAGCUUCAAAAA
Messenger RNA from Macrobrachium nipponense, 6932 nucleotides. RefSeq names its product acetyl-coenzyme A synthetase, cytoplasmic-like (gene AcCoAS). The record is from RefSeq and is a predicted model, not a curated record. Gene Ontology annotation, biological process: acetyl-CoA biosynthetic process. NCBI's taxonomy places the organism in Eukaryota, Metazoa, Arthropoda, Malacostraca, Decapoda, Palaemonidae. The transcript has 14 exons. Bases 38 to 2134 code for a protein of 698 amino acids. Gene Ontology annotation, molecular function: acetyl-CoA synthetase activity.